Didymosphaeria variabile is the source of this 1038-nucleotide messenger RNA. RefSeq lists its product as uncharacterized. The coding region runs from base 1 to 1038 and encodes 345 amino acids. The record is from RefSeq and is a predicted model, not a curated record. The transcript has 4 exons. Lineage: Eukaryota; Fungi; Ascomycota; Dothideomycetes; Pleosporales; Didymosphaeriaceae.
AUGGCAGCGAAGCAGAAGGUAUUGCUACUCGGUGCACAUGGCGAGACGGGCGGCGAUAUCCUGAAUGGCUUGCUUGAGGACGGGGGUUUUUCCCAGGAGAUCUCCUGCCUCGUGCAGCCCUCCUCCGCCGAGAAGCCAGCUGUGGAAGCGCUGCAGGCACGCGGCCUUCCCAUCGUCGUCGCUGACAUCUCAGGCGACGUCGAGGAGCUUGCGAAGACGCUGCAGGGCUUCGAUACGGUGAUCAGUGCUAUCCACGCGCUGCACAUUCUGGCUCAGAUCCCGCUCGUCGACGCUGCGGCUAAGGCGGGGGUGAAGAGGUUUGUGCCGUGUGAUUUUGCAGUCACGAUGCCGCCGGGUGUGUCGAAGCUGAGGGAUGAGAAGGAGGUCGUGCAUCAGCGGAUUUGGCAGGCCCACCUCCCCUACACUUUCAUCGACGUCGGCUACUGGCACCAGCUCUCCUGGUUCCGCGUCCCCAGCGGGCGCCUCGAUUACGCCCUGACCUUCGACACGCCCGAAGUCUUUGGUGACGGCAAUACACGCACCCUCCUCUCCGACAAACGCGACAUGGGCCGCUUCGUCGCCCGCAUCAUCAAAGACCCCCGCACGCUAAACCACAGCGUAAUCGCCUGGAGCGACGAAAUCACCCAGAAAGAAAUCAUCCACCUGAUCGAAUCCAAAACAGGUGAAACCGUCUCCGUCUCCACCGUUUCGCCUCAGCAACUCGAGGUAGCAAUUGCAGCCGCGGAGGAGACGCUGAAAACCGAUCCUGAAAACUUGCGUGCCUGGGUGCAGCGCUCGGGCGCGCAUUAUAACCGCGCGAAGUGGAUUCGUGCAGAUGGGACGCUGGAGAAUGCGAAGUAUUUGGGGUAUUUGGAUGCGAGGGAGUUGUAUCCGGACUUCAAGCCGGUUACCUUUGAGAAGUAUAUUGAUGAGCUGGUUGCUGGGGAGGCGAAGAGGCCGUAUAACGAGACGGUGUUUCAGGCGUUGAUGGGGACGAAAGGGGACGGGGAGGAGAGACUCGUUCUGAGGACUGGGUAA